Molecule: messenger RNA, 3782 nt
Organism: Orussus abietinus
Lineage: Eukaryota; Metazoa; Arthropoda; Insecta; Hymenoptera; Orussidae
Product: glutathione hydrolase 2
Exons: 12
Coding region: 1998-3479 (493 amino acids)
Biological process (GO): glutathione catabolic process
Cellular component (GO): plasma membrane
Molecular function (GO): glutathione gamma-glutamate hydrolase
Source: RefSeq, a predicted model, not a curated record
AUUCCUAUGUCCAUGGUCUGCUUACAUUUUCGUACAUAAUUGCAGCUGAUAGCAGCAGACGAUGUAAAGUUAGACACAUAUGGACUGACAAAUUUUCAGAAUUAAUUGCUUAAUGUCCAAUGUCGCUUUUAAUAAGUACUAUAAGAAAAAUAAAACGUGAAAACUUGAUAACGCUGUGCCAGUCUAAUUCAUGGAAGUGGAGAAGAAAAUUAACAAAGAAAUUAUCUACGUGUCGUUAUGCAAAAAGUACCUGACUGUUUUCACAUUGGCAGCGUUUGCCGAUUGGCUACAAGGUCCAUACUUGUAUCGAUUGUACAUCAGUUAUGGGUACAACAGCUAUGAUAUUUCGUUGCUAUAUGCAGCUGGAUUUGCGAGCAGCACAAUUUUUGGAAUCGGAAUCGGACACUUAGCCGACAAAUAUGGGCAGAAAAUGUUCUGCGUGUCUUAUCAUAUUUUGUAUUCCCUGGCAUGUCUAGCGAAGAUAUUUAAUAAUUUCUGGGUACUUAUCAUUGGUCGGGUACUCGGUGGAAUAUCAUCUUUGGUACUUUUUUCAACCUUUGAAUCGUGGAAUUAUUCAAUCUCUUUUUGAAUCCGUGAUGAAUGUGUUCAUUUUUUUAUGGACUCCAGUUUUGGAUCCAAUAAAUCCAAGUCAUGGAAUCGUGUUCGGUUCCUUCAUGUUUUGUAUCAUGCUUGGUAGUUCAUUUUACUCUUUACUUUUAUCGAAAUAUCGGGUUUCCUGUGACAUAUUGCUUCAAGAACAUUUUGGUACUUAUAUUUGUCUAGCUGCUUUUAUGUGUUAUGAGAUCGCAGUUGGCAUGUAUUACCCAGCAAUUGGUUACCUGCGUGGUAUAAUUGUCCCAGAAGCUUUCCGUACAUGUAUGACUAAUUGGUUUCGAAUGCCAACAAACAUAUUGACCUGCCUCGUGCUGAUAUACAUCAGGGAGAAAGUACCAUGUAAUUAUUUUGUAUUUUCAAUAAGCUUUAGUGCUCUCACUAUUGCCACGAUUUUAUGCUCAAAAUUUUCGAAGCUUUACAAUCGUGAAUAUCGGUGCUAUCAUUAUAGCAAGUUUUGUCCAGGUUCUUCAGAGAUGUUAUUGCUUUGAGAAAUAAUUUUUUUAAUGUUGAUCGGUAUUCUAUCGUAUAUAAAUUCUACAAGAUGCCUGAUUUAUUAUAGCCACCCUGGUUUCUUUUGUUCCCGAAUUUAUGAGGCAAAGUUUCAUGAUUUUCGAUACAUGAACAAAAUUUUUUUGAACUUCAGUUAGCAUUUUAUUUGGGAAAUUUGUCAUAUAUUUAAGAAUGAAGUAAUUAGGGUAAUCAAAAUAAGUGAGACACCCUGAUGUAGGGGAUAUUAAGCAAUACAUUACAUAUGAGAAAAAGUUUAAGGAACAAAAUUUCUGUCAAAAAUUGUUCAACUGAUAAUAAUAUGAGAUAAAGGCAGAGGAGUGAUGCGUAAUUUGGUUAAGUAUAUGUAAUUUGCAACGAGGUAAAUUUAUUUUUGCGCAAUUUUACUUAACAGUGAUAUUAAAAAAUAUGGUUGCAUGAAUUUCAUUAUGUAUUAUUUGAAUGGUCCUAGAAGAAUAUUUAAAGAUAAAUUAUAAUAAGAUAUCAUUUGCAACUAAAUGAUUUUAUAUCGAUAUAAAUAAUUUCUAUACAUUAGCACUGAUUAAAGAAUCAUGUUACAUGUCUUGUGCCUAUGUAAAGCCUGAGUAAAUAUUAAAUAUAUAUGUACAGAGAUACUUCUGAAUUUGAAAUAAAGCAAUUCUGUUAUUAAUAUGUUAUCAUAUUGUACCCCACACAAUUUAAUGAAAAUAGUCCUUGAUCUGCACACGGUAUCCCUAAUUAGACAAUAGUUUUAUACAAGUAAGAAAAUGUAUAUACCACAUGUAAUAAAGAGCUUGCACACUGUUACAGUUUCAACCUAACCUCGUUGGUGAUGUAGAAACCCAAUCUGGUGGUUUCUCGGAUUUUCUGUUUGCAAUAAAUCAGUAAAUAGAAAGAUGUUUGACAACGACAGACAAAAUUUAACAGAAGGUAGUCCUUUAACAACAGACAGCAGUAAUCAAUGGAGAUUGAGCAACUGUUGCAACAGUUUAAGACUCAUUAUUUGUUGCUUUAUCACCUUAUCCAUUGGUAUUACAAUAGCAUUGAUACUUGACAUAAUUUACAGGAAUAACACGGCUGAGAUUUUAGUUAGCGAUCAUGGAGCAGUGGCUACCGACUAUACGAAUUGUUCAAAAAUUGGAACAACGCUAUUACGAAAAGGUGGUAAUGCGGUUGAUGCAGCUGUUGCAGCUACAAUAUGCAUGGCUGUUGUUGCUCCACACAAAACUGGUCUCGGUGGAGGUGGUUAUGUUAUGAUCUAUAACCACAAGGGGCAAGAAAACCCUUUACUUGUGGAUUUUGCCAACAACACCAUUGAAGGUGACUACGGUUCUGUAAAUGUGCGCAUUCCUGCUUUUCUUCGAGGUCUAGAACUUGCACAUUCCUUACAAGGUAAUUUACAUUGGCAUGAAGUAGUCAAGCCUUCGGUGAAUCUUGCACGAAUGGGAUUUAUUGUAUCUGAUGAGUUGGCUAACGAACUAUCCAAAAAUACUGAUUUUGGACUUCCCUAUGGCCACCUAAUUCCUAAUGAGAAAUUGAUGUUACCAAACCUUGCUACUACUUUGGAAGCUGUUGCUCAUUACGGUGCUGAUGCAUUAUACAAUGGAACAAUGUCUUUGAAAGUGGUGCGAGAUGCUGUUGUAAAGAAAGACCUUUUACACCAGCUGGCUGAUUAUAAACCUCAAGUGAGUGAGGCACAACAGACUAACUUUUAUCAUCAUGUAAUCUACUAUCCAUCACAAAGUACUGACCUACCACGUGCGCUCGAGGAACUGGAGAAACUUCACAUACCGUUUGAAAAUGCUUCCAGAAUCGAUUCACAGAUUCUUGUUAGCAAAACCCUUAUCCGAUCCUAUUUUGCAGACCGAAAAAUGGAAUCAAAUUAUGAAGAUGGAAUGUAUACCAGUGUCGUAGCAAUGGACAAGCAAGAUACUUACGUUUCCAUUGUAACGGGUUUAUCUAGACCGUUAGGUCUUGGGCACAUGACAGAGGCAGGUUUUUUGCUUGAUUAUGCUAACCAAUUGUCUUCACUGAGCCCAAUCAUCUUUCGUCACGAAUCAAACAUAUGUUCCUUACGAGGAGUAUUAGGAGCAGAUGAUCCAGUCCUCAUCAGUGAGCUUCUGUACAAUAUAAUUGUACGACAUCUCAAUGUCUCUGCAGCUGUUGAAUUUCCCCGAUACUUCGUCAAACCAGAUGGCAUUGUAAUAGAAAAUGACGAUAAACACGCAGCCGAUACUAUGUUGCGGGUACAACUCAUUAAUUUGUCAAAUGCUGAUCCUAAUCAAGCACCAAAAAGUGUCAACGUCAUAAUUAAAAACAAAGACUCCAUGACUAGUCACUCGGACAGUAGGGGCGGUGGAUUAGCCUCUAGGUAUUAAUUGUAUUGUGAAAAUCAUUUAUAUGACAGCUAAUUAACGAAAUACUGAUACAAAAUCAAUUACCUGUUGUAAACGUAAUUAAUGUUAACUAGCAUUGUUAGUGGAGGCUAACAUCACAGAAGAAGUAAUUGUGAUUGUAAUUAGAAUGUCAUGAACUGCAUUUGUGCAAGUGUGAAAGAUGUGCAAGUACAUAUUAGUGUGCAUUAUUUAUUUAAAGGAACUGUUUACAUUGGUAUGUUUUUUAUACUUUUUGACUUUGUUUACAAUAAAUGCGUUAUAUUUACAUUAUUCAACUUAAAGCAA